This is a messenger RNA of Xiphias gladius (swordfish), 4811 nucleotides long. RefSeq names its product F-box and WD repeat domain containing 2 (gene fbxw2). Bases 715 to 2079 code for a protein of 454 amino acids. NCBI's taxonomy places the organism in Eukaryota, Metazoa, Chordata, Actinopteri, Istiophoriformes, Xiphiidae. The transcript has 8 exons. The record is from RefSeq and is a predicted model, not a curated record. Gene Ontology annotation, molecular function: protein binding.
UGGCUGUACAGACAUAACGGAACCACCGAGAGAGUCAACAUUGAAAAACCAGCCCCGGUCACAUAUUUCAUACCAUUCCACAUUGUGAGCGACCCCGGAAGCUACUUUACCUGGACAUACCACAAUAUUUUUUUCCGCAGUGUUGUCUCACAGGCAAAUUAAGUCCUAUGAAGAGAAAAAUGCCAAGGCAAUUACAAAGGAAAAAUAGAAUAACUGUAUGUGUUUAGCGGACACAUAUGUAAGAAAUGUAGAAAUUAUACACGACUUACUUUUCUGAACGGGCUCAGUUCCUGCAUGUUGUUUUUGGGGCAGAGUUAGACAAUACUACGCCGCAUCCUGUAAUCCAGGGCUGAGGGUAAAAACAUUCCCCCACCGUAGGAUAGCAUUUAAUUAUCAUUUGGUUUUCAAGCUGUCAGACGCUGCUAUCGUUAUAUCGAACUAUCUAGCGUAAAACUCUCUUUGUGGGAAAUGUAUAGAAGACUGUUCCAUUAGAGACAGUAUGUAGUUCACAAUUAACAGGAUCAGGUACUCUCAUCAUGGUGGUUAGCUAACGUUAGCUACGAAGCUAGAUUAUUUGGACAAUCCUUUCAACUUGCUUGCUGACAGGUUAGCUUACGACAGCUAACUUCGCUAUGUGAACUACCUAAACCAGGAAAGUGGCGAUAAAGGAACACCCUGCAACUCCCUGGUGUUGCAGGUUGCUCUCAUGUGCCCAUGGAGAAGGUGGCCUUUGAGGGGUGGCUGGAGUCAGUCUCUGCCACUUUCCUUACUCUAAAUGACCAGCAGCGUAACCAGUCUCUGGACCACCUCAUAUCUUUAAGUGGUGCUGCCCAGCUCCGUCAUCUGUCUAAUGGGCUGGAGACACUGCUCAAGCGUGACUUCCUCCGCCUGCUUCCUUUGGAGCUGGCCUUCUACCUGCUACGCUGGCUGGACCCUCAGACCCUGCUCACCUGCUGCCUAGUCUGCAAGCAGUGGAAUAAGGUGAUAAACUCGUGUACAGAGGUGUGGCAGGCUGUGUGUCGGGAGCUGGGCUGGAGGAUUGAUGAGUCGAUUCAGGAUGCAUCCCACUGGAAGGGGGUCUACCUGAAGGCUAAACUGCGUAUGAUGCAGCUGAAGGGUCAGGAGGCCUUUGAGACAUCAUCCCUCAUUGGCCACAGUGCUCGAGUAUAUGCCCUCUACUAUAAGGAUGGUCUCCUCUGCACAGGAUCUGAUGACCUUUCUGCCAAAUUAUGGGACGUGCGCACGGGGCAGUGCAUUUAUGGAAUUCAGACACACACCUGUGCCACGGUGAAAUUUGAUGAACAAAAGUUGGUCACUGGGUCCUUCGACAACACUAUUGCAUGCUGGGAGUGGAGCACAGGGGCUAAAAUCCAACAAUUCCGUGGCCACACAGGAGCAGUCUUCAGUGUGGACUACAAUGAUGAGCUGGAUGUGCUGGUCAGCGGCUCUGCAGACUUCACCGUUAAGAUCUGGGCUUUGUCUGCUGGUGCUUGUCUAAACACACUAACUGGACACACUGAGUGGGUCACCAAGGUGAUACUACAGAAAAGUGAAGUAGAAUCCAUGGUGCACAGUCCUGGUGACUAUAUCCUCUUAAGUGCUGAUAAGUAUGAAAUUAAGGUCUGGCCUUUAGGGAGAGAAAUCAACUGUAAGUGUUUGAAGACACUGUCAGUGUCAGAGGACCGCAGCAUCAGCCUUCAGCCUCGCCUGCAGUUUGACGGACGCUACAUCGUCUGCAGCUCUGACCUUGGAGUUUAUCAGUGGGACUUUGCCAGUUUUAAGAUUCUCAGGGUGAUAAAAACGCAGGACCCAGCCAACCUGUCCCUGCUUAGCUUUGGUGAAGUGUUUGCGCUCCUUUUUGACAACCAUUUCCUCUAUGUGAUGGACCUGAGGACAGAGGCAAUCUCGGGCCGCUGGCCUCUGCCAGCCUACAGAAAAUCCAAACGAGGAUCCAGCUUCCUGGCCGGUGUGACCUCCUGGCUCAACGGCCUGGAUGGGGGCAAUGACUCUGGACUGGUUUUUGCCACCAGUAUGCCGGACCAUAGCAUUCACUUAGUACUGUGGAAGGAGAAUGGAUAGAAGCAAGCAAGGACUUCAAACCCCAGACUGCGUGGACAUAAGCAGCCCUCAUCUGUGCUCUGGAAUAAAUUAAAUUUAACAGCCAAGAUAGAUCAUGCAUGGACCAAAGCAUUUUAUUUUUAUCUGUUUCUUCCUCAGAACACAGUCCUCCACUGGAGGAGGACUCCACAGAUGGAAAUGGAAGGAAAACUAAAAAAGAUGAUGAAAUUGCUAGUAAAUGUGCUACACUCAGUGCUAGAUCAGCACAUGCUCUUGAUUUCUGCAGAAACCUUAAAAACCUCUUAUUGGUCUUCUGAUUUGGACAAAAACAGAUAGAAAGAAAGAAAACAGAGUUCUUGAAGCCCAAAAUGUGUCAGCAACAACUAAAAACAUCAUCAAAGGUUCCAAAAUAAACACAACCAUAUAAAUUCCCCCGUAAUAGACUUUAACAUAGAAGUGUAAAUGUUUUUGGCAAAUUUGGUCUUUGAUCAGUUAAGCAUUGUGCAGUGAGAAAAUUUGUAGCCAAACUUUAAAUUGUAGUCUAGUAAUUGAGUGCCAACUUUGGCAAAUGACCUUUCCUCAAUCGGAAAGACUAUGUCAAACGUGCUUCAGCUAGAACAUGCCUAAUGCCAAGCUGGUCACUGAGCUGAUUUGCAGACACAUUGGUUUCUGUGAAGAAAAGCAGGGCCGCCUUAAACACAGUUGCUGUAAAUAAUGAAGAAAAUUGAUGUAAGAUUGUGACAUCAUGGGAGAUAUUCCUCAAGGUUUUCACAGACUAUCCCAGAAGAAACCGUAUACUGAAUUGUAUGUUAAAAAGUGGUUUGGUACAUUGUUGUGUACCGUGUAAAACAUUGUGAGGUUUCAUGUAAUUCUACUAAGGGUUGUCUGGUUUAGCUUGAGAAAUGUGAUGUGCCUUUUCAGUUCAUUUGAUGUUACAAACUAAUUACUAAUUCCUGUAACUCUGGCACAUUGCAAUAAGGUGAUGACUGCAUUGUAAAUCUUACUUUUAUGUUGAAUUUUCCAUAUUUACUGUGCUCUAACAGUCUAAGAUAUCUGUAAUUUUAUAGCUAUUUACCUGACUUGACUUGCUCAGUGAAUUGCUUUAUGAAUCAUUGACUGUGUUAAACAUCAGGUUUAUUUUUCUAAAGGCCUCAAGACAUGGCACAGCAGAUGAAGUGACUUGACAAGUAGGUGGUUCUCAGCAAAAUUACUAUUUAGACUUAAAGAAAAUUUGAACAGAUGGUUUUCCUGGCAUAACAAAGGAAACUAUGUGAAACCAUGCUAUUCUAUGCAUCAGUUUUAACAUACUGUCACCAUUUUGUUCUCUGCUUCUACAAAAAUGAAAUUUUAACCCAGAAUUGAUGUCUGCCUUUGCUUUGGCAGGCCACAGAUCACAGUGGAUCAAAAUGUAUUCAUAUGCACCAAACCUCAUUUAUGACAUUAGUUUUUCUUGUAUACAUACAGUAACCUGUUUCUCAGAUGGAUAAUUGUACCCAGCAGAUGAACAAACAGUUCUUAGUUUAGAUUAUUUUCAAAUCUAAUUAAAACACCACCAAAAUACUGUAUUCUGUACUGUUGUCUGAACAUUGCAUCACAUUCUAUGCUCCUAGCAGCACUCAGUUAAAAUUGAAAUUGGUAAUAUGAUUUGUAUAUAAAGUGAUAAAUUGAAAUGGAUCAGGAGGAAUGUGGGACACAUUUUUUUUGUUUAAGUCUCUUCAUAGUAAUAGCCAUUGCUUUAAAGCACUGUAGAGUGUUAAUAUUUCAGAAAGUCUUCUACUAAACAGCUCUAUGGUCACCUGGACCCAUCUACAAUCUGCUUCAAUAUUGCAGUCUUUAAAAUAAAUAAAAGUAGCAAAUACAUCUUGUUGUCAUGACAGCAUUUUAAAAUGAGUCAACAUUGUGUUCCUGAUGCAUGUUUCUUUUUAGCUAUGCUAGCAGCAGCUUUAGUGAUCGAAAUAUAGAUCCAAAUACCUGUAAAGCUAUUGACAUACCCAACAGUUUUAGUUGUACUUUGUGUACUAGUGCUAAUAAGCAAAUGUUUGCUUGCAACAGUAUAGCCUCACAGAGCUGCAAGCAUGGCUGUAGACGUGUGUACCAAAUAUAGCUGUCAAAAUGUUAUUUUGUCCAACAUUACAAUGGAUAAUGCUUCGUAGAAAAAAAUUCAAAAAGGCAAUCAGUUGUACAAAGGAUCUUUCCCCUAUAAACAUCAAAUGAAUGCUAUCACAGGUUUCCCCCUGUGGUAGUUAAUGCAUCACCAUUACUUCUCUUCUUUCUCUUAAGGAUGAGUUACAUCUUCAGCUUUGUUUUCAAGGAUUUCUUAGAGGUACAGAAGUAUGGCAUAUUGGUUGCGUGGUUAAUGCAAUGUCUCUUCCAUGUCAUAGCAUCAUCCCUUGCACACUGUCUACAGAGUGUUGCUUCAUCACAGCCAUCACAGUUCCUUUACACCAGACUUGGUGAAUGGCUUAUGUAUCUGUGAGCCAUGUUAACCUCUGGUGUUUUUGGACUGUUCCAUUUUAUUUGACUGAACUUUUGGACUUACCUGAAGAAAAGAUGAACUAGGAAAUACAACAAAAUUUAAAGGUAUUUUCAAUUUUCUUCAAUCCUUGGAAACAAAUGAAUAUGUCCCUUAUACUUAACUUACUAACAAAUGUAGCUAAAAAAAGAAUAUUUUCAAUGCAUUAUAAGCACAAGAUUUAGCUAGAUUUUUUUUAUAUAUAAGUAUUAAUAUAUUUUUUUUUUUAUUGAAUUAUUAU